GGCGGUGCCGUUCGGGUGGGGUGGUGGUGAGUGCAACUUUGUAUUUGCGCACUUUCGUUGCGUUUUUAAUACUCAUUAAACCGGAACGAUAAUCUUAAACCCACAGCGCUCGAUCGCAUGAUGUCAAAACGCGCAAAGAAAACGCCGCAAUAUGAGUUUUAAAUCAGCACGGGUAGGUUUUCAUACUUUUGCACGCGUGCAUUGACGUUGCGAGGAAGUCAUGUUUUGGCGGAGGCGCACGGUUUUUCGGGCACGACGUCUAACUUAAAAGUACAGCGUUAAUGAGCUGUUCCAGUCUGUCCGGAUAUUUCGGAAUAUUCCGGUGGCUGGCUCGUAAACUCGCCUGUUCGCCAUAUUUGCGCGCAGCGAAACUCAAAAGAAAGUUGUCGAGAGACUUUCUGACGUUUGCUGUGCACAAAGCGACGGCGCGAGCUGCGUGUACUUUGAUCGUCACUGCGUGAGAGCUAAUCAUGGAAAGCUAUGAUCACCUUUGCUGAGGUCUGCAACACUAAAGAAGAUGAGACAAAAGGACGUCAAGCCUCAGAUUUGAAUUUUAGGAGGCUUUUGCAUGCUCCCCACUGUCUACGUUUUUCCUGUGGGAUUUAUAUUUCUUACCUAAUACCUCUAUUUGCACAAGAAGUUGUCACGCAGAGGCAGCGAUAUUAGUUUUGCGCUUGACAGCUUGGACCUUCUGACGAUGAGUGUUCCUCCUCAAGUGAAUGCAGAUAAGAGUGGCAAGCAAAGGGCUGCAGCCAUGAAAGAGCCCAUGCAGGCUUCAGUGGAGGGGUAUUAUGGUAUGGGACCUCCAGCGCUGGAGUUGAGCCACAAUGACAGCAGCUCUGGUGUGUACAACCAAGACAAGGGGCCCCAAGCUGUACCGCACUACCAUCAGGCUGCUCAAGUAAAGUGGACGCACCCAGACUCCAUGCAGGCCCCUAGUUGGACGCAGGAAGCUCCUUUGCCAGCCUGGGGGCAGAAUUUUGGAGCUUAUAUGGGCGGAGUGAACGUCAGGGGUCAGGUGGCUUUCCACAAAGGAGUACAUGAAGGUUUAGCAUUGCCAAUGGGUGGAGAAAAUCAGCUAGCAGCACCUGUAGAGAUGUACAGAGAGGCUGCACAGGCUCAAGGAAGGGGGCUGGAGUGGGAGCAGCACGCUGCGGCUGCAAUGCAUCAGGUUCAGGCCUACCAGCAAGGUCACAAAGGUGUAGAUCUUCAGGGUCAGCCCCAUGUUCCAGCUCACACGUUGGCGGGGUCAGUUCUGCAACCCUUCCACACAACAUUUAAGUCCAACAAGCAGCAGUUGCCACCUGCGUACUACCCUAUGUUUCACGGCAAUAAGGGAAUGGCCAACUUGGCCUAUAGCGAGCAGCCGAAAACGCAACACCAGCUGCUACACCAGAUGCAACAGCAGCAAAUGCAGCAGCAGAAGCAACAGCAGCAGUUGCACCAACAGCACCACCUUCAGCUGCAGCAGCAGCAACAACAGCAGCAUUUGCAACCGCAGCAGCAGCAGCACCAAAUCCAGCAGCAGCAGCAGAUCCAACAGCAGCAACUUCAGCAAAUGCAGCAGCAGUAUCACCAGCAGCAGCUGCAGGAGCGAAGACAACAAAUUCAACAAAUGCAGCAGCUGCAGCAGCAAACUGUACCUCAGCAGGAUAUGACGCAGCUACAGGUGCAGCCGAAACGGCAACAAACCCAGAACUUUAUUCCCUAUCAUGCCCCCAAGCCUUGUCUAGUUGAUGCUGCGUCCAAAAAGGUGGAUGUUCAGCCUGCGGAGCAGCAGCAGGGAGCAGAGGUCAAACACUGUGAUUCGUCAACUCUGCCUGAUCCAUGUCCUGAGAUGGGUACUGCAAAUCCUGUAGAGACUUCAGAUGGGCUCAAUGCUGCCCCUCGUCGAUCACGGCGCCUUUCCCGAGAUGGACAGUCCCCCCUGGCUCCCCCUUCGACAAGCAUCUGGUCUCAGGCGCCCAAGGAGCUGCCAGUAUCCCAGAAUGGAGUAGCAGGUACACAGACCAUCAGAGCCGGGGAAAGACAAGUGACAACUGGGGGCGUUAUCCAGAGCACCCGCAGGAGGAGGCGGACGUCUAAGGAGAUCAACUUGGAGACGUUGGCCCAGAAGGCGUCUGAAAUGGAGUCCUUGCCUUCCAAAGUUGUAAAGCAUGAGGACGGUGCUCCUGGCAAGAUGGCCAGCAUGGUGCCCCUUAUUAUCCCCGUGUCUGUGCCAGUGCACAGGAGCCACGCGGAUCCCGCGAAUGCCUGGACUCAGGGACGACUCUGUCAGGGCGAGCAGCCUGCAGUCCAGUCCGAUCGAAAACCUUCUGUCAUUGUGGCUCGGCGGCGAUCGCUCCGAAACUCCAUGAGCGAGAGUUUGACCCAGGACGGAGACAAUGACCCGGGGUUGGACGAGGAUGGAAAAUCCAAAUUAAAGCGCCGACCUCGACCCGAGCCCCUCAUCAUCCCUCCUCCCAAACCGACUACGUUCAUCCCUCCAUCCGUCUACUCCAGCAUCACAUCCUACCACAGCCACCUGCGCUCGCCAGUUCGGCUGCUGGACAACCCGCUCUCCCUGCCGCCGUACACACCUCCGCCCAUUCUAUCUCCUGUGCGGGAAGGCUCGGGACUCUAUUUUUCUGCCUUUCUGUCCAACAUCGCUGCAAGCACCCAAAGCGCCCCACUGCCACCAACACCCAAGUCCACAACACGCAGUCUCUUACGCUCCUCAAGUUCAGAAAUCACACCGCCUGUCCUGCCUUUGAUCGCUGAUGCCACACCCGUUAGUCUUGAACCGCGGAUCAACAUUGGGCAGCAGUACCAGGCAGACAUUCCAGAUUUACAAGAUCCAGCUUCCACCCAGUUUGACAGUCACAAAGCUGACUUGGUGUGGCUUCCUGAGGAUGACUCUACUCUCAAGCACAGCGAGCAAGGGAACAUGGUGGAUUUGAUGAACAUGGCGUGUUCCAGUGUGCUCAGUGGUGGCGGUACCAAUCAGGAGCUGGUUUUGCACUGCUUACAUGAAUGUGGAGGUGAUUUAAUUAGGACGCUGGGACGUUUGAUGCUUGAGGACACAGUUUUUCCCAGAGGUCAUCUCCUGGCGGAUUAUCACUACUCAGGGUCUGACAGCUGGACUGCAGAAGAAAAGUCUUAUUUCAACAAGGGGAUCUCAGCUUACAGGAAGGACUUCUUUAUGGUGCAGAAACUGGUGCAGACAAAGACUGUGGCUCAGUGUGUAGAAUUCUACUACACUUACAAGAAGCAGGUGAAGAUCGGUCGCAAUGGGAUUUUAACCUACGGCCCUCCAGAUUCACCGGUGGACAAGGUCACAGAGGCCGUGGUGGAUGUAAAGAGUUCCCAGCAGUCGAAGCCAACUCAAGUGGAGACGAACGAAGAGGACAAACCGGUCGUUUUCUGUGAACUCAACCGAGAAAGCAGCCAGCUGUCGAGGGCCGCUCAUUCACUGCAGGCUCACGACUAUGCUGGAACCGUGCUGGUACUCAAAGAGCCCGAUGAGGUGACUAAAGAGGCACCGCAGCAGUCUGCGCCUCACCGGCCGCGAUCCGAACCCGCACCAAAGAAGAGCAGAGCAGCAACAAAGCCCCCGCAGGACCCCGAGGGAAUCUUUCCCUGCAAGAAGUGCAGCAGGGUGUUUUAUAAAGUGAAAAGUCGAAGUGCCCACAUGAAGAGCCACGCUGAGCAGGAGAAAAAGGCCGCGGCCCUGCGUCAGAAAGCGGAGGAAGAGCAGGCGGCGGCUGAAGCUCGGGCCAGGUGGGCGGUGGAUUCUGCAUCAGUAGCAUCACAUCAGGGCGGGGACAUGGAACAGGCAGGAGGGGUCAGCAACCCGGAAGAUUCAUCGGAGGAAGAAGACUACAAUGAUGAGGACUGGCACUGAGGAGGCCUGAAGCAGAGGGAAAAAUAAAUGGGCGUUUUUCAGAGCCGACAGAUCCAACGAGAGGCGGAGUCAUGAAAAAGACGACAACGUGGCGCCUUUCACACUCCGCCCACGACUGUUAUCCAGCAGGCGUCGGCUUUUGACACAACAGUAUCUUUAAAACAUUCAGAAUGUGUUUUUGGUGUAAAUGCUCUUAUACUUUAUGCUUCUGCCAAAAUUACUUCUCUUAUAUCCCUUAUUUAAUUGAACACUUGGCAAAACAUUUGAGAUAAUCAGGAUGUCUAUUAAGCAAAUUUCCUUGAAGUGCUCGUCUCGCUGGCAGGUUCACACAUCAUGUAAGAGCUUGUACUUAAAGUGCUGAGUUUUGCAAAUUUCCUUCUACUUUUUAGGUGGGUUGUGCACUUUGUUUUUACAAAAAGGACAUUUAAAAUGAACAUGUUUAAAAAAAAGUAUAUAUCAAUUUGCCAUAUUUAUUACACUGCAUUUUGCAAUGAUUUUGAUAAUAUAAAAAUUUGCAAUAUCACAUGUGAAUGGAAAAGUUUAUUAAAAUUUCUACUUUUCUGAAA
Thalassophryne amazonica is the source of this 4449-nucleotide messenger RNA. RefSeq names its product mitotic deacetylase associated SANT domain protein a (gene mideasa). The record is from RefSeq and is a predicted model, not a curated record. NCBI's taxonomy places the organism in Eukaryota, Metazoa, Chordata, Actinopteri, Batrachoidiformes, Batrachoididae. The transcript has 13 exons. Gene Ontology annotation, biological process: negative regulation of DNA-templated transcription; regulation of transcription by RNA polymerase II. Bases 698 to 3883 code for a protein of 1061 amino acids. Gene Ontology annotation, molecular function: transcription corepressor activity. Gene Ontology annotation, cellular component: transcription regulator complex; histone deacetylase complex.